CCAAAAAAAAGGGGGGGGAGUGGAAGAGUCACGAAGACCCAGGGAAAAGUGGUUAAAACAAACAAAAAACAAAACACACCCGUGCCCUGGGACGGAUGUACCAGCACACCUAUUUUCCCCCAGCGUGGUGCCUUUUUUUUUUUUUCCCCCCCCUUCAAAACAACUUUGCCCCGGCUCUUCAUACUGUCUCCACUGCUAGCGUGGUUCUUUAUCUGGAAUGGGUUGACCACCCCUGAUGUAACUAUAUACAUGUUUAAGUUAAUGUGCCAAUUUUCAUUGACAUAUAUGGAAAGGAUGGUAUAUAGAGUACCUGAACAAACAGUUGAAAGAAAUCUAUGAGCUAAAAAACAAAUUACAUUCCUGUCACUUAAAAACUGUACCUACUAGCAUUACAAAUAAAACCUAAACUAUUGCAUCACAAUAGAGAAAAAUCAUGUUUUUUCCUAGUGUGUGCCUCUCACAGCACCUUUAUCAGAAGAAAGAGUUACUCACCUUGUGCAGUAACCGUGGUUCUUCAAGAUGUGUGUCCCUGUGGAUACUCUACUCUGGGUGCUGGUGCAUCCUCGCGCCAGUGACCAGAGAUUUUUCUAGCAGUUUCUGCUGCGCUGCGCACACACUGUGGCACUCCCUCGUGCCAUUAGUGUCCAUUAGGCGUGUGCGUGGUGCAGCUCCAUCCGCUCCUUCUGUACCCACACUAGUAGAGCAUGGGACUCCAAAUCAGGGGAAGAAAGGAGAGUCGUGGUGCACCCACGUGGACACACAUCUCGAAGAACCACCAUUACUGCACAAGGUGUUUUCGGCAUCCUGGAUCCAUGAAGAAGCCAGGCAUGGAGAUGGAGUUUGUGCAGUUCAGGAUGAAGAACUGCGCCAUGAUUCUGGGAGAGGAGAUUGUGUUGAGGUGGAAAAGUGUAUAGAUCCAUUACUAUCAUUCUGUGGAGAAACAAAAGGGAGAGAAGAAGCUCCGUCUGCUGCCAAGAACGGUAGAGAAGGAACUGAGGAAGCUGCACUGUGCACACACCAACCGGACUCUAACAGCAUGAGAGAGCGCCACAGUGCAUGCGAGGCAGACACUGCUAGAAAAAUCUCCAGCCGCCGGCACAAGGACACACUGGUACCCAGAGUGGAGCACUCAUGGGGACACUACUCGAAGAAGAAUCCCUCAUUUGUGUGGGUCUUUGAGACAUAACAGAAAAGAAAACACAUUUUAAGUAAAACACCACACAAGGUACAUCUAUACUACACACUAGUUGCAGCAUCAUAUAGGGCAUGUGUAGCUACGCACUGCUAUGAGAAACAAGCUGUUGUGUCCACAUGUGUCACUGAAAGGCUCUGACAGUUUCCUGUGUCAAGCAAAAGCUCAAGCAACUAGGAGGCAGAGAGAUACUACGCUGCUAAGAACAGCAGAAUAGACUCGAGAGACAUUGCUUGGGCAAAGCAGAUAGCCAGGCAGGGUAUACUACCCACAAGAUUUAGGUGUAUCUUUACAGCUGGUCCCCAAGUUGCGAACAAUCGACUUACGACAGUUCGCAGUUACAACCAAAGCUGUUGUAAAUGGCGGACCCUGAGUUAUGAACGCGAUCCAUGCUUAUGAACAGCGUGGUCACGUGUAACUCUAUGGGGUCCGACUUACGAAUGAACCGAGCUACCACCAAUCACUUGGUCCGUAACCGGUUCGUAAGUCGGGAACAGGCUGUACUUGCUUAAGAUGUGAUUCAACAUCUUAACUGUUAUUUACACCUGUAGGGGGGCAUACAGCAUAUUCUUUGGACCAUUAGAGGAUGUGUGCAGUACAGGCAUACUUAAAUUGGUAGGAGGACUGAGGCAGACACAGUUAUCUUCAACUUAAUUUUUUUAAUUAACUAGCUUUCAAAAUGACAUUUAGUUUUUUCUGUUACCAAUAUCCUAGUAUUUUCUGAAUUUAAGAAAAACUGUUCCCACACUGGACUGAAAAACAUACAUAGUCCUGAGGUUUCUGCAGUACACACUUCACGAUCUUUAGCGCUAAAUAAUUUCCCAGCCUUCAAUAUGGUAAAACAAAAAUACUAUUACAUUCAUAAAAUUUUCCCAUUGUUUGCAUCAGUUGCAUUCUUGACAAUAUGCAGAUAUCUUCAAGUACUAACACUAUUUCAGGAAAAUCUCUCUGUUUAGGACAACACUUGAGCACAACAUGCUUAAUUUACAGCAUAAGUUCCGUUCUGAAUUGACACCACAGUGUUUUUAUCUUUUUCAAAAACACUUGCUCAUGGCUACUCCAUUUAACAUCCUCCCACCAAAGGGGGUGGCAGCAUUCCAAGCCAUUAGACACAUCUUUUAUUCACUGUCUAUUGUGCAGUAACUGUACUACUCAUGGAUUAUGUUUUCAAGAUAGCACAGUAAGGAGGAGGAAGUCAGUAUUUCAGAUUUGUUCUUCCACAAAGCUAUUUUAUCUGCAAAAUAUUUUAGUGGACCAUCCAUAAAGGUUUGUUGUAAUAUUCAAUAAACACACUACUUGAGGCUUUUAUUACUGCUCGAUUUUAGUGUGUGCUUAACAGUGAUUUGAUACAUGUUCUUUGUCCAAGGGAACAGACUUUUCAAAAACAUUAUUUACCAAGCUUUUUAUUUCUUUUAAAAACACUUUAAAGAGAAUCAUAACAUGCUUUUGUUUGGAUCUUUU
Messenger RNA from Pelodiscus sinensis (Chinese soft-shelled turtle), 2653 nucleotides. NCBI's taxonomy places the organism in Eukaryota, Metazoa, Chordata, Testudines, Trionychidae. The record is from RefSeq and is a predicted model, not a curated record.